Molecule: messenger RNA, 1962 nt
Organism: Scophthalmus maximus (turbot)
Lineage: Eukaryota; Metazoa; Chordata; Actinopteri; Pleuronectiformes; Scophthalmidae
Product: cAMP-regulated phosphoprotein 19
Exons: 3
Coding region: 140-493 (117 amino acids)
Cellular component (GO): cytoplasm
Molecular function (GO): protein phosphatase inhibitor activity
Source: RefSeq, a predicted model, not a curated record
GACGUAGUACUUCUUGUGCGGGAGCAGCGGGCGCUCGGCGGCAGUUGUAUGGGUGCGGGAAGGCAGAGCCGGGGGUUAGUGGAGCACUCGUCCGCCUAGUGAGCAGUUCUCCGGUCUGAGAUCGCGAUUAAUUGAAAAAAUGUCGGGGGACAACGAAGAAACGCACACGGCCGAGGAGACUUCGGUGGACGACAAGGAGGUCCAGGACAAGCUGAUCAGUCCCGAGAAGGCAGAGGAGGCCAAACUGAAGGCCAGAUACCCAAAUUUAGGACAUAAGCCCGGAGGCUCUGAUCUGCUGCGCAAACGCCUCCAAAAGGGGCAAAAGUAUUUUGACUCGGGCGACUACAACAUGGCUAAAGCCAAGAUAAAGAACAAACAGUUGCCAACAGCUGCACCAGAGAAGACCGAGGAGAUCACAGGGGACCACAUCCCCACCCCCCAGGACCUGCCCCAAAGGAAACCCUCCCUGGUGGCCAGUAAACUGGCAGGCUGAUGCACACGCAGCCUUGAUAUCUCCUGCAGCACCUCCCAGCCCUAAGCCUCUCCACUCAAGCCUCAGAGCUGUAACAUUACCUCUCCCACCCCCCACCCCUCCCACAGUUCCACCUGUCUGCCCCCACCCCCCCCUCUCCUCGACAAGAUCCCACACCUAUCACACAGUGAACUGGCUAGCUGAUACUUUCAAAUCCUGUUCAUUUCAGUUUUCCCACUUGUCCCUGUCUCUACCUCCUGUAUGUUUUCGUCUCUAACUGACUGCCCUUCUGCCAUCGUCCUCUUAGCUCUCCAUUGUCCUUCUUUUAUUUUUUCAUUACUUCCAUGUAUGAUACACUGAAAGACAGGACAUCCAUGUGUGAUUGUGACAAGCGGACUGUGACUCUUCUGUACAAAGGAUGGACGAUCGAUACCACAGUGUAAACUGGUCGAAGAGAAACGCAACAAGCAAAAGCUAUUUUUUGUGUGGUUUGGAGGGCUUUUGGCAUAGACAUCAGGAUUCCAUUGUGUGUGCGUGUGUGCGUGUGGCAGACGUCAGCCUUUUAGAAAGUUAAAUGUCAGAUUUGUAUUAUUCACUGUAUGUCCUAACUCUAAAUUAUGCUAUGAAUAUGCUUGAGUGAUUGACUGAGUAUAGUAAUCCAGAGGCCAAGCUCAGUUUUGUUAAUACGUUGAUUGUGAAACAAGAGGGGGGAGCGAUACUAAAAGACGGCACACUGAAGGCCAGAGUGUCAUAAGCAACUGCAUGUGUGAUGCAGGGCUCGCUCAAGGCAGACUUCAAUGGGCUUCAAUCAAACUCAUGAAGAUGCCCUGAAAGGACAUGUAACCAUGCCGGAAAGCUCGGGUGCAACAUGAAAUCUCUGGGUGGCAGAAAUAAGGUUUGUUCAAAACAUCUUGAAACUAAUAAUUUCUUUGAAGCGAGAAAGAGGAGAGGAAGUUGUUGUCGGCUUCAGUCUGAAGUGCAAUGUUGAAAGUUGCACUGUAUUCGUGUUGUGCCAGACAUUUCAGCCUGAGAGGUCGACAGUCCUUUCCUUGGGUCAAAGUUUAUAGUUUCAAGUUGUUGUGAAGGACUCGUUGCAGUUCUUGUAGAGGGUAGCAUAGAACACGGGACGUGAAAGCUCAACUCCUGUUAGUAGGGACCAGUCUUUGUGCUGCGUGAGAAGAAAAAAAUCUGUUAAUAAAUGUACUGGGAGCAUCUUUUGGCACUGGGAACAAAGAGUCUAAUGAAUUGUGUUCAGAUUUGGGGGCAAACAAUCUAUACUCAUAAGUGAAAGUAGUUUUAUCUUUAAAAAGUUGUCCUCGGCCCUGUGUAGUGCUUUUCCAGGGUCCUCGCUGACUGGAUGAAGUUUACCUGUGAUGUGGUCAAUCUAAGCUGGCACUACAUCCGUCUGAGCUGUGCAUGUACGUGGCUGCCCUGCUGUCACUUAAUGCCAUUUUGUUUUGUAAAUAAAAUAGUUUUGCACAAAUGUUUAA